GGCUGGGAAGGGCGCUGAAGAAACAACGCCCAGGACCAGGACUAUCCCCUGCUCAAGCUGUGAUUCCGAGACCCCUGCCACCACUACUGCAUUCACGGGGAUCCCAGGCUAGUGGGACUCGACAUGGGUAGCCCCCAGGGCAGCUCCCUACAGCUUGGGCCAUCUGCACUUUUCCCAAGGCCCUAAGUCUCCGCCUCUGGGCUCGUUAAGGUUUGGGGUGGGAGCUGUGCUGUGGGAAGCAACCCGGACUACACUUGGCAAGCAUGGCGCUACUGAAAGUCAAGUUUGACCAGAAGAAGCGGGUCAAGUUGGCCCAAGGGCUCUGGCUCAUGAACUGGUUCUCCGUGUUGGCUGGCAUCAUCAUCUUCAGCCUAGGACUGUUCCUGAAGAUUGAACUCCGAAAGAGGAGCGAUGUGAUGAAUAAUUCUGAGAGCCAUUUUGUGCCCAACUCAUUGAUAGGGAUGGGGGUGCUAUCCUGUGUCUUCAACUCGCUGGCUGGGAAGAUCUGCUACGACGCCCUGGACCCAGCCAAGUAUGCCAGAUGGAAGCCCUGGCUGAAGCCGUACCUGGCUAUCUGUGUUCUCUUCAACAUCAUCCUCUUCCUUGUGGCUCUCUGCUGCUUUCUGCUUCGGGGCUCGCUGGAGAACACCCUGGGCCAAGGGCUCAAGAACGGCAUGAAGUACUACCGGGACACAGACACCCCUGGCAGGUGUUUCAUGAAGAAGACCAUCGACAUGCUGCAGAUCGAGUUCAAAUGCUGCGGCAACAACGGUUUUCGGGACUGGUUUGAGAUUCAGUGGAUCAGCAAUCGCUACCUGGACUUUUCCUCCAAAGAAGUCAAAGAUCGAAUCAAGAGCAACGUGGAUGGGCGGUACCUGGUGGACGGCGUCCCUUUCAGCUGCUGCAAUCCUAGCUCGCCACGGCCCUGCAUCCAGUAUCAGAUCACCAACAACUCAGCACACUACAGUUACGACCACCAGACGGAGGAGCUCAACCUGUGGGUGCGUGGCUGCAGGGCUGCCCUGCUGAGCUACUACAGCAGCCUCAUGAACUCCAUGGGUGUCGUCACGCUCCUCAUUUGGCUCUUCGAGGUGACCAUUACAAUUGGGCUGCGCUACCUACAGACGUCGCUGGAUGGUGUGUCCAACCCCGAGGAAUCUGAGAGCGAGAGCCAGGGCUGGCUGCUGGAGAGGAGCGUGCCGGAGACCUGGAAGGCCUUUCUGGAGAGUGUGAAGAAGCUGGGCAAGGGCAACCAGGUGGAAGCCGAGGGCGCAGACGCAGGCCAGGCCCCAGAGGCUGGCUGAGGGCCCUGGGGCCCCUCCCCUCCCGAACACUGAGAAAUAGUGCACUCCAAGAAACGUGGAUCUCCCCCUCAUCCAACUCCGAAAGUCUGAAUCUCCCAAGGAGGGCACCAUCUUACAGAGACUCUCCCUGACGGUGGAAUUUAAGUUUAGGGUCCCUAAAAGCAUUUGACACACAGUUGUUGAAUGACUGACCCAAAAUGUGAAUGAAGCUAAUGUGAAUGUGAGUGAAGCUCCCUUCAGGCCCGCUGCCCUAGGAUAUGCCCUCCUGGUGACUCGGGGGCUGUCUCAGACGACUAGCCCAGGACCCAUCUUUCUCACACGGAUUUAGUCCCACCCUAUGGCCACUGGCCGUAUCUGAGGGCUGCUCCCCUUUUAGAAUUUACCUCUUAUGAGCUCCAUGUUGCUUCACUCUAUCCAAAGUGUCACUUGGUGCAUAAGCACAGAAAUCUGAAAAAUGGCCAUGUUGUCUUUUUUUUUUUUUUUUAAUGCCAAGAUUGACAGGUUGGCCGUUUGCUUAAUGCCAGAAGUUGGGGGAAAGUUACGCUUUUCUAAGAAUAAUGGACUCUUAAGGCAUUGAGGGCUCUAAACAGGAUUCUUUAAUCAUGGAGCAAGAGAAUUUCAAGGCAGGGGAUUUUAUCCCCCACCAAAAACACAGUGAAAGGCCUGCUUUUGUGUCCCAUUCACAUGCCCUCGGUCACUGAGUCUGGAGUGAACCACGGGUUGAGGAAGUCAGGCUGUUGGCGUGUCCCAGCACCACACCACCCCUAAAGUGCCAGGUGAUCUCCUGUGGCUCAUCGGUGGAAGCAGUGGGGUAGGCUGCUGCCCUGCUGUGGAAGAGGAGCAACAAUCAGACAUGAGUCCACCCUUUGGAGACCAGGCCUCAGCUCUUGGUGGGCCCAGGGACACCCACACAGGUGGCCAUCACAGCCCCAUGGACAACACUAAUUGUCCACAGCAAAGGGCAAGGAAUCCUCUGGGAGCUUCUUCCGUUUCUUCCCCCCAGAUACCCAUCUUGAAAAACACUAUUUCUGGAAUGCUUCUGCAUCAAAGGAGAUUCUUUGAGAUAGCCCAUCUUCCUGAGCUAGCAAAUACAGGAGUUUUCACUUUCUUUAGGAAAGAGAAGCUUUCAGGGGAAGGAGAGAAUGAUUUUGCUGACUUCCCAAGCCCUGGUGACCAGACCAAGGCAGGGCCCAGCAUAAUUCCUCCAGUUGGAUGAACAUUCAAGAGAGCUCGUUCCUACCUGGCUGGAGACCGAGGCCAGAAGGCAAAAACCAGAAAGGGAACAGUCCAUAACUUACCUCUGCUUCUGACCGAUGGUGUUUGGGAAUAGGUUACUUUGGACUGAGUUUGGGUUCUCUGCUGUCCUAAGAACUUCAGUGUAGAGAAAAUAAGACUUCUGGUGCUGCUGGGGUAUGUUCUGGGCUUAAUUCCCCCAAGCAGAAGACCAGAUCCAAGAUGUUUGGACACCCUGUCAGACGUUGGUCCCAAGUUUAAUUAGAUUUCUGAAUCUCGUUGAGGCCAAGGAAUGAUCCAUACUGAAAAAAUGCUGAGCCAGCCAUCUUUGGCAAAGGUCCCUGAGCUCUUGCUAUCUCUCAAGAGUGCUGAGAACCACGGUGAAAGUGCUGCUCUAGGCCCACAAGUGUAACUAUGCUGUUAACAGCUGUCAAUAGAUAAUUAAAAUUCAUACUGUAUGAAAA
This is a messenger RNA of Homo sapiens (human), 3001 nucleotides long. It is a transcript of the gene PRPH2, whose product is annotated as peripherin 2. Lineage: Eukaryota; Metazoa; Chordata; Mammalia; Primates; Hominidae. Bases 264 to 1304 code for a protein of 346 amino acids. The transcript is spliced from 3 exons. Gene Ontology annotation, cellular component: photoreceptor outer segment; photoreceptor inner segment; membrane. The record is from RefSeq and is marked reviewed. Gene Ontology annotation, biological process: visual perception; response to low light intensity stimulus. Gene Ontology annotation, molecular function: protein homodimerization activity.